AAACCUUUAAAUCUAAAUAACAAUAACAAAACUAUAAAUACUGUAAACCUGAUUCGAGAUUUAUUUGAAGAGGGGAAAUAUUUAUGCUGUCUAAUUUGUAUUUUGUUUAUUAAACAGCUCGUGCUGCAGCUCCUCGGAGUGAUCAACGGUGGUCGCUACUUUUCUAAACCCUGAAGGCACCUCAGGCCUCAGCGCCGGUCACGUGACUGAAAGCUAAGAGUUGCUCAGUGUGGUGAUCAGCCAAUCCUGUGAGAGCAACAGCACAUAGACAUUUGCUUCAACACCAAAUAUAAGCAGCUUUCUGACACUCACAUAGAUAUCAGUUUUUUGAGAUCACCACUCAGAAAACAUGCCUGAAACCGUGAAAGCGCCCAAGAAGGGCUCAAAGAAAGCCGUUGUUAAGGCCACCAAGACCGGCAAGAAGAGGAGAAAGUCCAGGAAGGAGAGUUAUGCUAUCUACGUCUACAAGGUCCUGAAGCAGGUCCACCCCGACACCGGUAUCUCCUCCAAGGCUAUGGGUAUCAUGAACUCGUUCGUGAGCGACAUCUUUGAGCGCAUCGCCGGGGAGUCCUCUCGUCUGGCUCAAUACAACAAGCGCUCCACCAUCACCUCCAGGGAGAUCCAGACCGCUGUCCGCCUGCUGCUGCCCGGUGAGCUGGCUAAGCACGCCGUGUCUGAGGGCACCAAGGCUGUGACCAAAUACACCAGCUCCAAGUAAACCCGCUGAUAACCAGCAACAACUCAACGGUCCUUUUAAGGACCACACAACACUUCAUCUAAGAGCUGAAAUCCUGAUUCUCCUAUUAUACACUAUCAUUGACCAUAUC
Messenger RNA from Labrus mixtus (cuckoo wrasse), 827 nucleotides. Its product is annotated as histone H2B-like. NCBI's taxonomy places the organism in Eukaryota, Metazoa, Chordata, Actinopteri, Labriformes, Labridae. The transcript has a single exon. The coding region runs from base 350 to 718 and encodes 122 amino acids. The record is from RefSeq and is a predicted model, not a curated record. Gene Ontology annotation, molecular function: DNA binding; structural constituent of chromatin; protein heterodimerization activity. Gene Ontology annotation, cellular component: nucleosome.